AUGACGAUGGCCGGCCCCCCGAGCCUCUCGGAUCUCCCAAGCCAUAUCCUGGUCGACAUAUGCAGGCUGCUCCAGCGGCAUGUCCUCUGGAACCUCGUCGACUGCCAGAACCGUGCCAUCGCCGAUGCUGCCCGCUCGUGUCUUUGGAGCUCGGUACAUCUGCGGGAGCUCUCGUGCCGGAAGGGCCCUCGGUUCCCCCCGGUAUCGUGUGCGCAUUUCGUCACCAGUGCCGUGCUGACGGUCCACUGCGGACACUCCGAGCACCACUCGGACGUCGUUUCAAGCAUCGUCACGGAGCUGCCCAAUCUCAGCUAUCUCCGAUUUGUUGUCCAUUGCCCGCUCGGCACCAUGCGGCUUCCAAACAUCCCCGAGUUUGGCCAUAUCCGCCGGCUCGAGUUCGUCUACAAGGACCCCGAGGCUCUCCUGGACUCGGAUGGCGGCUGGCUCGAGUGCAUCUUCGAGGCUCCACCUUCGUCCUCGCUCUUGUCGUCGGCCGGCACUGGCACCGGCGCCGUCCCGUCCCCAGGCCAGGAUCUUGCACCGACUCUACCGCCAGGGGUCUAUCCUUCGUGGUCAGAUGCAUGUCCGCUCAUCCGUUCGCUGGUGACUUGCUUCGCCCUCUUCCACGUCGGGUCCGCUGGGACCUCACAAUCGUUCUUCUCGGGGCCACGGGCCGGCGUCCCGCUCUCGGCCGUCAACUCGGAGCUUCAUCUGGACUGCGACUGCUGCCGCUACCUGGUUGGUCUGAAAAUCCCGGCCGAUUUUGUCAUAUCGGACAAGGUCUUCACCCAGCUCACCGAUCGAAGCUCUCGCCUCAAGACGCUCUCCGUUCCGCACGCAAUCUGCACCGACCAGAGUCUCCAGCAUAUUGCCUCGUUCCACCGUCGUUUACAGGAUCUGACGAUCCUGUCUCGGUCGAGCUCGCGGAUCACUCCCCAUUGCUUGUCCGAGGCAGUCUCGCAGCUCCAUGCUCUCAAGUCGAUCAAACUGACUUCCUACUGCACCAACGACGAUGUUCUCGUGGCGAUAUCUCGGUCGUGUCCUGGUCUCCUCAACAUCGAACUCAAUGGCGGGAGAUCCAUGACCGACUCGGGAAUCGGUGCGCUGGUCAACGGCUGCAGCGGCCUCGUCGGUGUCUCGCUGAUCGGGUGCGGAUCGCUGACAGACGCCAGCUUGAUCAUGCUUGGCCACGGCUUGCCCCGGCUUAAGAAGCUCGAUCUGUCGUACUGUAGCCAGUUCACCGAUCUCGGCUUUGAGGCCCUUGUCGACACCGAGGGCAACCUCGAGCGCGAGUCGAUGCUCGAGUAUCUAGCACUCGACACCUCGGCGAUAUCCGAGUUGCUGCUGACCAAGAUCCUGACGCUUCACUGCCGGACGUUGUUGUACCUGUCGCUGUCGUACUGCACACGAGUCAGUGGACUUGAAUUCCUUCCGUUCUUGAAGUCGCAGAGUCAAGUCUAUCCGCUGCCUCUGCAAGUGCUGCGAACGAUCGGCUCGACCGUCAACAAUGCGCUCUUCCGGAUCUAUAUUCCGGCUCUGCAGAGCCUGAGGGUCUGUGACAUUGCAUACCACUGUAUCUCGGAGUACCAAGCCAAGAAAGUGCGCGAUGCCAUGAGGCACGGCAAAGACCUCAAGCUGUCGCUGGGGCUUCGUGCCGCCCGAUACUGCAGCUUUAGAGGCAUCUUUGUCGACUCGGAGGACGAGUCCAACGUCUUUAUCCGCAAGAUCUGUGCCUCGAUCCAGCUCUCGGAGUUUGAGUCAAGGUGGAUCGAACAGAGCGUCUCACCAAGCCUCAAGAAGCAGCUGCAGAUCGGCUACCUGCUAGACUCAGAAAUGAUGUCUAUCCUCCGCAUCCAGGACCGCGAGCAUGUCGCUGAUGCCGACAACCAGGGCAUGUUUGGCGAGCUUUCGUACUCGUUGGGUGGGCACGUGCGGUCCCUUUAUCGAAUCCGCAAGGAUGGCGUCCCGUCACUGGACACAAACAGCUCGACCUUCAAGAUGCUCGCGCGAUGGCAUCCACAGACCGGACGCUCGUAUUGGCAGUCCGCACCGGGAAUCGGAGGACUACGAGAGGGAGGCUGGUUCGAUGUGAAUGAAGACUUGAAGAAGGAGCUCAGCGUGCGCGGCCCCCUCCCACCCGAGCGGGUCGAGUGGGUCAAGCAGCAGUUUCCAGCCUUCAUGGAGCUGGUGUCGUUCGCAAGACGAGGCUAUGUUGAACAGAUGUGGGAAGUCGACUCGGUUGCGGGGGCAUCGCUCGAUCCCGGACAGAAGCGUGACGACUACGGCUCCCCUCUGCUUAACCGACUAUCGAUCCUGCGCAAGACGCCCUCGAUCCCCGAGUUCAGCCUUGAUGGCUCCAAGUCGUCGCCCUCACCCGAACCUGCUAAGCGGUCGUCCAUUUUCAGCCUCACAAAGUUCCGGCCCAAGAGCCACAUGUCGACGUCAUCAGUGAGCUCAAGCUCGAGCGCCCCGACUACCCCCACAAAUCCGAACGAGCGGUCGGUCUUUUGGAAAAUCGUCGAUGGCGAGAUCCGAGUGUGGUCAACCGAGCUGAAGGAAGAAGCCGAGACAGCCCGCGCGCACGAUGGCGUCCUGGACAUUGGGCUGAAGCGCGAGACCGUCCCGCGACUUGUUGAAGAUCCAUGUUUCACCUUUUUCGACUGGCAGAGCAUCGUUCGGCGCUUUGUUCCGAUUCCGAAAAACGUAGACUAUUAG
Molecule: messenger RNA, 2715 nt
Organism: Polychytrium aggregatum
Lineage: Eukaryota; Fungi; Chytridiomycota; Chytridiomycetes; Polychytriales
Exons: 3
Coding region: 1-2715 (904 amino acids)
Source: RefSeq, a predicted model, not a curated record